AUGUUCGAGUUGGAGGUUAACUCCUCUGCGUCCACCAUGAGCAACUACUCGGUGUACUUUCUACUGCAGAACAACGGCCUAGACUUGAACUGUUCGGUGUACUCACUCACACUGGGGCUGCUCAUCUACACAGACUACUACUACCAGGCGAGACUGGGGAACGUUACUGAAUUUCUCCCAGCCUACUAUGCUACCAACUGCUCUAUUGAUGAACUAGCUAAUCAGAUAAAAAACCAGAACCUCAGCGCUAUCGAUGUGCUGGAAUGGGUCGAUGAAUUCCAGCGAAACCCUUACAAUGUGGCCGACAACGGAGACUCCUUCGUGGCGCUUCUAUUCACCAUCCUGGCACUGUGUGUUUCGUGCUGGAUGCUCAUGUUGAUGUUUCUGUUGCUGCCGAAACAUAAGCGUAAACCUGUGCUUACACUCUUGGCUACAUUAUUCUACCUGGUUGUGCUCACAGCCAUUCUCUCAAAGAUUACUGAGGUGGCACGGGAUGAGUACUACGCAGACUCGUUGGACAUGAUCAAGAUUCUCGGCAUAGUCAACGAGCGAAAGGCUUACUCGGUGAGUUUGAUUGUGUCUUAUUUUUUGACAAACUUGGCCAUCUUACAACAGGUGGUGAAGUUGACUGCUCCACGGUGGAAACGUGCUAACGCCUACCUUGGUGCAGCCCUUGUUGUGGUGUUCUUGGUGCUUUCGGCCUUAGAGAAGUCUCAAGUAAGUGACUAUUUCACUUAUGUUUAUACCGAGAGGACGGUUACUUUCACGGCCAAGUCAUCAUUUCGCCUAGUUAUCCUCGUAUGGUGGUGUGUGGCUCUCGCAUAUCACACCAUCUGGGGCACAGCUUCCAGUCCGUUCCAGGUCUCCUACUCGAAGAAGCUCAUGCCAUUGGUAGUGUUGACGUUGGUGAUGAUGAUGGUGCAUUUCGUGUUGAGUUUAUUGGUGGUUACUGAAUGGAGAGACCAGUGGCUUAUAACGUCGUGGAUCACCUUCAUUCCACAUCUCUUGGAUAUGUUCUUAUUAACUUGCUCGUGGGAGUGGUAUUACUCCAUUCGUGACUUGGAGCUGAAGCUCGAGCUAGUGGGGAUGUUGGGCCGUCCAAUCAGCUUGGAUGAUGUGAUGGGAUUCAGCAAUACCAGUCCUACGAAACGUGCCAGCAUCCGGGGCAGAUUUCAGUCUUUCCUUGACUUUUUCUUGAUCAGAAGUCAUCAGGAUCCAGAACCCUAUACGAAGGAUAUUCCCAGCACUACGACUUACUCCAACUCUACGGCGUUGGAAACGCCUUCACCGGCGACACAGCUUGCAUCUCAAGAUGAGGAAAUAGACUUGGGAGAGAGAAUACCGAUGACAGAGUUAGCCAUCGAGAGCGUCGGCAACAAAACUCUUCAUCAAACAGACAAUGUACAUGAAAUUACUGGCCGCAACAAUGAGGGGGUUGACGGCAAUCACGAUAAUGAUGACGAUGACGAUGACGAAGAUGACGAUUACAGCUAUGAGGUCGAGUAUAUCGACAAUGAUGAUAUGUGGAACGAAGAUAGCGACCACAUCUACGCUAAUACCACUGACACUGCGGGCAUCCCAGGCGUUGGUCAUUCAGGAAAUGCUGGCAUUUCCGGUUCACAAGUCCACAACUCGGACAGUAGUCUUGCUGGUCAAGGCGAAUUGCCCUCUUUUAGAGCACAUCCAGGCUUCCAUGCGGACGAUUAUUGGGAUGAUAAGUAA
Sungouiella intermedia is the source of this 1722-nucleotide messenger RNA. Lineage: Eukaryota; Fungi; Ascomycota; Pichiomycetes; Serinales; Metschnikowiaceae. The record is from the annotation of a GenBank genome assembly.